This is a messenger RNA of Bipolaris maydis ATCC 48331, 605 nucleotides long. The record is from RefSeq and is a predicted model, not a curated record. NCBI's taxonomy places the organism in Eukaryota, Fungi, Ascomycota, Dothideomycetes, Pleosporales, Pleosporaceae.
GUAUUCAACUUUGUUUGAGCCUCUAGAACUUCAGUCUUUCUAUAUGAAAUCGCCUAGAGCCGUAAACCCCACACCUCAACCUGACAAGAUGCGAGACUGGCUAGAGACCGAGACAAAAGGGCCAUGCUCCUGAGGCCAGAGAAGUUCGUUGAGCCCGCUGUGAGAGCACCUAUGUUUAUUCUGCUACUUCAAGCCACAACAAGCGCAUUCAGAAGCAGCGUUCCGUCUACAACGAAAACAACCCCAUGGUGGAAUUAUUCUGGAUGGUUGGCUGUUCCAGCUGACAUAUUCUGGUUCAGGUCAGCAAUCAGUGGCAUGCUAGGUGACGGUAAAGCGUCCAAUUCCGGUGAAGCCCUUGUUGGAAAGAUACGUUCUCUCGACGCGGCAAUGUUUGUUUAAGAAAAAAACCGAAAUUUCGUCUCUGGGAUAUCAAAGGAUGAAAAGAUUCGAAAUGUCUUCUUUGGGAGAUUUUGAUGUUACUAGCGCCACAUACGCACCUAUCGGCAAGGACACCGGUCUAUUCUGAGUGGACGAGAGCUCUUUGGUAUCACCGUACUCAUUGUCGACUCACAUACCCUCGGUCGCUGGGGAAUCCUCCCAUCAUG